AUGAGUAAAGAAGUUCCUUAAAAGCUUAGAGAUUUAAUCAAGGCUAUUAGAGGCUGCAAAACUACAGCCGAAGAAAGAGCUUUAGUAUAAAAGGAGAAGGCAUUGAUUCGUGAAUCAUUUAAUAAAAAUGAAGAGGAAUAUAGACCAAGAAAUGUAGCAAAAUUGCUUUUUAUCAAUAUGUUAGGUCACAACACUGAUUUCGGUCAAAUGGAAUGUUUGAAACUCAUUUCUGCUUAGUCUUUCACAGAAAAGAGAAUAGGUUAUUUAGGACUUACUUAACUUUUCCAUGAAUAGUCUGAUGUAUUAUUGAUGGCAACUUCACGUCUCCUUACAGAUUUAUAAAGUUAAAAUAAUUAUGUAGCAAGUUUAGCAAUUAUUGCAGUUAGCGAAAUAUGUACAACUGAUAUGUGUAGAGAACUUAUAGGUAAUAUACUUAAAAUCAUGCAAAGUGGUACUUCUUUCACAAGAAAAAAAGCUCCACUUGCUGCUGCUAAAAUUAUGAAAAAGUUGCCUGAUCAUUUACCUGAUAUUAUUGAAAAAAUUAACACCCUUAUGGAAGAUCGUCACCAUGGUGUUUUGAUAGCAACUCUUGGUUUGAUUGAAGAAAUUAUUUUACAUGAUCCUACAACCAAGGAUAAAUUCAAAAAAUACGUCACUCCCAUGAUUAAAGUUCUUUAAGGUUUGGUGUCUCAUUACGAUAAAGAUUUUGAAAUUGCUGGUGUGGUUGAUCCUUUCUUAUAAAUGAAGAUCUUGAAAUUCUUCAGAUACAUGGGUAAAGGAGAUACUACAGUUUCUGAAGAAGUUUCUAAUGUCCUCGCAUCAGUUUCUAGUAAUACCAACAGUUCUAAAAACACAGGUAAUGCUGUUCUCUAUGAAUGUGUGCAAACAAUUAUGGAAAUUGAAAGUUCUAGUCAUUUAAAAACAUUAGGUAUUAACAUUUUAGGUAAAUUCUUAAGCUAAAAGGAUUACAAUAGCAAGUAUUGUGCUUUAUUCAUGUUAAAGCAAGUUGUUAAUCAUGAUAUUAAUGCUGUCUAAAAGCACAAAUAAACUAUUCUAGAUUGUAUGAAAGAAAGUGAUAUUUCUGUCAAGCAGUUAGCUUUAGAUUUAGUUUACAUCAUUACUAAUGAAUAAAAUGUUAAAAGCAUCAUUAAGGAAUUGCUCAAUUAUCUUCUUGCUGUUACUGAUGAAGGUUUCCUCCGUGAGCUUACAAACAAAAUAUGUGCAAUUGUUGACAAACACUCACCUAACCGCAGAUGGUAGGUUGACACUAUAAUUAAAGUUUUGACACUUGCUGGUAAUUAUAUUAAGGAAGAAUCUACAAAUAAUAUGAUCCACUUAAUUUGUAUGUCUCCUGAAUUAUAAAGCUAUUCAGUCCAUAAACUUUAUUUCUCUCUAAAUGAAAACAUAAAUUAAAAUGGUUUAGCUAAAGCUGCUGUAUACUGUAUUGGUGAAUUCGGACACUUACUCGUUAGAGGAACUCCAGUUGCACAUCAAGAUACUAAGGUAACAGUUAAAGAAGAAGAAGUUAUGCAACUUUUUGAAAAAUUAUUCGAACGCAACAAAUUACCUGAUAACAUUAAGGAAUAUGGUUUAAAUGCUUUGAUUAAACUUUACCCUAAGUUCUAAAACUCUUAAAAUCGUAUUAUAGAUUUAAUUGAAAUGUUUUAAACUUCUACUUCUUUGGAAGUUCAAAAGCGUUCAUGCGAAUAUCUCAAACUUAUUGAAUGCUAAUGGGAUGCUAAUAGAAACAGCAUUCUUGAGCCUAUUCCUCCUUAUCAACCAGCAAUCGAUCAAUAUUCUGUUAAACCAGUUGGUGAUAUUGACCUUGAUGAAUAUCCUCCUGCUCCUUAAAAUGCAAAUACUAGCGAUUAAAGUAACGCUUUGAGCUAAAUUGGUAUUAAUGAUUUUGGAAAUAACUCUAAGUCUAAUAAUGCUGGAAACACUGCUGGAGGCGUUGAUUUGUUAAAUCUUCUUGUUGAUGAUGAUGAUGUAUCCCCUGUUCCUACAUACAAUACUAAUGUAGUUAAUAGCUAAGUUGUUUAAAACCCUCCUGCUUAACAAAAUGAUGGAUUAAAUUUACUUAAUUUCUAUGGUAACAGCUAAGUUGGUGGAGUUACUCCAUCAGUCAAUACAUUCAAUCAAACUUAGAAUGCAUAAUAAAGUGGAUACACUCCAUAGAAUAUGGGAAAUUUACUAGACUUUGGAGUUUCUUCUCCUUCAACUUUUGGAAAUGCAACUCAAAGUUUAAGCUAGCCUGCCCAUUCAUUUACUGCAUUUUCUGAUUCUAACUUAGAUCUUGUCUUCAAUUGUGAUAGACUUGAUACCACAACUACAAUUACAAGCAUCUUCAAUAAUAAAUCUGGGUUCCCUCUCACAGAAAUAAUUUUUUAGGUUGCCGUCCUAAAGCACUUGAAGCUUACAAUGCAACCCAUUUCAAAUACAAUGAUUGCUCCUUAUUCAUAAGGACAAACUACUUAAGUAAUGACUGUAUAAAAUAGUAUGUAAGGAUAAAAAGGUAUUGCUCUUAAAAUUAAAAUAGGAUAUACUCUUAAUGGUCAAUAAGUAAUACUUUCUUUAUAUUUUUAAUAUUAAAAAAAUAUUAUAUUUAUUCAAACAGAUUUCCUAACAAGUUCAAAUUUCUAACUUCCCUCAAGGAUGGUGAUUUUGAAAUCGCUUAUGUGUAAAUAAACAAUAAAAAAUAUCCUUAAAUACAAUAUAAAUAUAAAAUAGAAUAAUGUAUUUCUUUUAAUUACUUACCUAUCUAUCUAGUUAAUACUUAAUUAAAUUGGAUUUUAUUAUCAAUUUAUGUUUUUCACAUUUUUUAUUUUACUUUUUUUUUAUUUAUAUUUACUUUUUAAUUAUUUUUUCUAAAUAAUUCAAUAAUCAUCUUAUUUUUUAUUUUAAAAAUUUAUUGCUUUCAUUUGUUUUUUAUUCUCAAAAAAAUUAAAAUUUUAUUAAGUGAAAAGUUGA
This is a messenger RNA of Tetrahymena thermophila SB210, 2970 nucleotides long. RefSeq names its product adaptin amine-terminal region family protein. The transcript has 11 exons. Gene Ontology annotation, biological process: receptor-mediated endocytosis; Golgi to vacuole transport; intracellular protein transport. NCBI's taxonomy places the organism in Eukaryota, Ciliophora, Oligohymenophorea, Hymenostomatida, Tetrahymenidae. Gene Ontology annotation, molecular function: clathrin-cargo adaptor activity. The record is from RefSeq and is a predicted model, not a curated record. Gene Ontology annotation, cellular component: Golgi apparatus; membrane coat; AP-1 adaptor complex.